UUAUAGUUCCUUCCCUCAGAACUGCUCCUUUAAUGUUUCCUUAUCUUGCUGAAAAUGUAGGUUUUGCUGUUUGAAUUAUCUACUCAUGGAAUCUUGUGGACUUCAGGCUCAAAAAUUUUCUCACAAGCUCACCCACAUGGACACUUUGUCCGACGAAAUGAUGAUUCCUCGUUCUUUCUGUUCUAAAUAUGCUCAUGACCUACAUGAGGAUAUGGAAUUGAAGCUUCGAAAUGGUUAUGUUCUUCCAGUUAAAUUUGACCACAGUAGAGGUGUUUUUAAGGGUCUUCUAUGUUUUUUUAAGCAUUUUAAGCUGAAUGGUGGUGAAUUGCUAGUGUUCGAGUACUUUGGCAGAUAUAACAUCAAUGUCUACAUUCUGGGUAGUAACUUAUCUGAAAUCAAAUACCCGGAUUUUAAGUUUAAUAUGCCAGAAUCUCCACCUCGAUUAGUCACUCUUGGCGAUGGAGGGUGGAGGUUUGUUUGGUUUAAUUCUGGCAGACAAACAACUAUAAAUGAAAUUCAACCUCCAGAGGCAUUCUUGGACCGUUGUGAAUUUUCUUUCCGUGAACCUAUGAAAUAUGUUAUUAGCAAUGGGAAGAAGUUUGGUUGUUCGUAUUGUCCUUCAUCUAGGAAGUUCAUAGGAUUGGAUUGUGUUUGUGAAAUGUUAAAAAAUACUGGAACCAAGGAAAUUCAUAUGUUGCUGUUUAAGUAUGAUGUUGAUUCUGUUAUAACAAUCUCGGCUUUUGACAAAGAACUUUGUGAGAUUGUUUAUCCUGGAACUCCACUUUCUAUUGUAGAAGCCGGUGGGGAUCAUCCAUCAAUAGGUUUCCAGUUUGAAAUUCAUGUUGAAGAAAUACACAUGUCUCCCGAAUGUUACGUUGUUUAUAUUUCUCCUCUAUUUAAGAAGCUCUGCAGCAUGUGGGACACCUUUCAAUCUAUAUAUGUGUAUUCUGGAAAUGGUUCUUGGAAGCUAGAUAUUUGCCGGAGGGAUGACUAUUAUCGUUCUACAAUAGAAGAUGGAUGGCAGCAGCUUAGAGAUGGUUUGGCCUUGGAAGUAGGGGACAUUUGUAUUUUUGAAUGUCCAGUUGAUUCUCUUGAUCGUUUAAUGUUCGAGUGGUGAAGAAGCAGUAAUCUGGGAUCUUUAAGUUUAAUGUUAUUGUCCUCUGUUUAGGAAAUUUUUAUGUUGUCUUUUGCUGGAUUGGCUUGACAAUUUAUUUGAAUUAAUGUUUGUAAUGGUGGAUGGUGCUUGAUUAAAUACUGAUGUAAUAUGUCUGAAGUUGUGGUCUGAACAAA
Daucus carota subsp. sativus is the source of this 1290-nucleotide messenger RNA. RefSeq lists its product as uncharacterized. The coding region runs from base 86 to 1117 and encodes 343 amino acids. NCBI's taxonomy places the organism in Eukaryota, Viridiplantae, Streptophyta, Magnoliopsida, Apiales, Apiaceae. The transcript is spliced from 6 exons. Gene Ontology annotation, molecular function: DNA binding. The record is from RefSeq and is a predicted model, not a curated record.